Molecule: messenger RNA, 1134 nt
Organism: Gymnodraco acuticeps
Lineage: Eukaryota; Metazoa; Chordata; Actinopteri; Perciformes; Bathydraconidae
Gene: mpv17
Product: mitochondrial inner membrane protein MPV17
Exons: 8
Coding region: 147-680 (177 amino acids)
Cellular component (GO): cytoplasm; membrane
Source: RefSeq, a predicted model, not a curated record
CACCAGCAGCUCUCUUGAAGCCGGGAUCACAAACGGGCAUGUUCACAUUUAAUUUACUGCAAUAAAGUGAGUAUUUAUACACAUUACCUUUAAACUACGUGUGCGAGAAGGUAGCAGCUCGGUGUCUGUAACUGAUAAGAGGGAGAAUGGCGGGACUGUGGAAAUCCUACCAGGUGUUGAUGACCAAAUACCCCUGGAGUGUGCAGAUAGUGACUGCUGGGUCUCUGAUGGGCGUUGGGGACGUGAUCUCUCAGCAGCUGAUCGAGAGGAGAGGGCUCAACAACCACAACGUGCAGAGGACCGCCAAGAUGAUGAGCAUCGGCUUCAUCUUCGUGGGACCAGUCAUCGGCUCUUGGUACAAAGUCCUGGACCGCCUGGUGGUUGGAGGAACUAAAAGUGCUGCCAUGAAGAAGAUGCUGGCUGACCAGUUGUGUUUUGCCCCGUGUUUCCUCGGAGCGUUUAUCUCGAUCUCUGGCGCUCUGAACGGCCUGACGCUGGAGGACAACGUCACCAGACUGAAGAGGGACUACCCAGACGCCCUCAUCUCAAAUUACUAUCUUUGGCCCGCAGUCCAGAUUGCCAAUUUCUACUUCAUUCCACUUCACCACAGGAUGGCUGUGGUGCAGAUAGUCGCUGUCGCCUGGAACUCCUAUCUGACCUGGAAGGUGAACAAGAUGUGAACCACAAGUCCAGCUGUCUACAUGAUGAUGAUGAUGUUACACUCAUUUGUAGUGUGUCUGUGUGCUUGUGUGUGUGUGACAUGGUCUAACUUAGUUCUGCUGAUAUUUCCAAAGUGUAAAACUGUGACUGACUCAUUAUAAAGGUCGGGAGAAAGUGCUUGUCUACUCUGAAUGACACAUUCACACUUGAAAGUCAAACGUUGCAUAAAUGUCUGUGAAAGUUUGUUAUUUAUGGCAGUGGUGUAGCCACACGUACGCACAAUAACACACACACACACAUAUUCACAGCCACUGCUUACAAAAACAGUUUUCUAACCUCUAAUUCAACAAUCGCUUGAAAUAAUGGUAAAUGUUAAUUUGUAAAUCAUUUUGUGUUGGGGUGAAGAAAAUGUUGAAAAUGAUUUAUUUUAGUUUACAUACUGUAAAUAUAAUAAAAGUUGCAAUUUUCUUCCAA